This is a messenger RNA of Dermatophagoides pteronyssinus (European house dust mite), 1516 nucleotides long. RefSeq names its product RCC1 and BTB domain-containing protein 1-like. The record is from RefSeq and is a predicted model, not a curated record. Gene Ontology annotation, molecular function: protein binding. Lineage: Eukaryota; Metazoa; Arthropoda; Arachnida; Sarcoptiformes; Pyroglyphidae.
AAUUUCGUCAUUUAUUGUCCGAUGAUAAUUAACUGAUUAAAGAUUAACGAAAAUGAUGUACGAUCCGGAAAACCGAACAUACGAUUUAGGCUUGUGGCCUAUUCUUCGAAGAUUGUCUCAUGAACAACUUGUUAACAUACAUAGAUUUUUUGUAUUCAAUUAUGGUCGUUCGAUUAUUUGGAUUGAUCGAAGUGGCACUGUUUUUGCUUUUGGUAUCAACGAAUCUUAUAAACUUGGAGUAUUUGGAUCUGGUUUCUUAUUCUCAAAAAAUAAAGAAUAUGUAGAAGUAGAUAUCGAAAAAUAUCCCAUGGAAUUAUGUUUAUUAAACGGAAUGGAUUUUCGAUUAGAAGAAGGUGGUAAACAUAUGGUUGCUUUGAAUUCAUCAGGUCAAUUAUUUACAUGGGGCAGCAAUAAUCUUGGUCAACUUGGUACAGGAAACAUCACCGAAUGUGAACAUAUAAAUUAUAUCAUCGAUAAAAUUGUUGACAUUUCCUGUGGCUAUGGCCAUACAAUUGCACUCACCACUGAAGGCAAAAUAUUAUACUGGGGUUCGAUUACUGAAGAUCAUAUUCAUGCGAAUCCUAUUCGAUUUUCAAAAUUGGAAGAUAAAAAAAUUGUUGAUAUUGCUUCACAUCGUUAUGGAUCAUUAUUUCGUAGCUGUGAUGAUGAAUUUUUUGCCAUCGGAAAAAUAAAUGGUAUUAUGCACGAUUUCAUCAAACUUGAAAUAGGAUCAUCGGCUGUGAAAAUCAAGCAAAUUAUCGGUGUUUCAAGUUAUUUUUUCUCUCUUUCCGAUGAUGGAAUCAUACAUAAAUGGAAGAAAAUAUCAAACUCAAAAAAUGAAUCUAGAAUCUCGCUUGAACCAUUGGGAAAAAUGCGAAAAAAAAUUUCAAAUAAUGGUCAUCGUGAAUUGGAAGAAAAUGGUCCGAAAAUCAAUCAAAUUUUUGUGGCCAGAAAUUAUGAAAAAUACGAUGAAUUUAUUGCCGUUUCAGACAAUGGAUAUUGUAUAUGGCGUGGUAUGUCCAUUUGGUUGACAUCGAUUUCUGAUGUAUGUUCAUUAUACAUUAAUUCACAGACUAUCGAUAUGACAGUAUUGUCAUCAUUUGUUAUUAGUCCAUCAUAUUUAAUUUCGUUAAAUAAUUUCAAUGAUUGUACUAUUGAUAAUGAUGAUUCUGUUUCAUUCAUACGAUUAAAAAUACAAGAUCGUAUAUUGUUCAUACAUCGUUCAUUCCUAAUGGAACGAUCGAAUUAUUUUCGUCAUAUGUUUAUUACAAAUGAAGAACCAAUUAAAAAUGGCGAUACAAUUACUAUUGAAACUGGUUUUUCAUUUCCUGUUUAUUAUUAUUAUUUACGAUAUUUAUAUACGGAUACUUUGUUUGUUGAACGUGAUCUACAAGGAAAACUAUAUGAAUUGGCUGUUAAAAAUGGUGAAAAUGAUUUGAAAAUUAAAUUAGCUCGUCAUUAUCAUGAUGAUGAACAUAAUAAUACAUAUCUGAAUUUUUAUACAAUUUCCAAAUAA